Medicago truncatula (barrel medic) is the source of this 1493-nucleotide messenger RNA. RefSeq names its product bZIP transcription factor 11. The record is from RefSeq and is a predicted model, not a curated record. Gene Ontology annotation, molecular function: DNA-binding transcription factor activity; transcription cis-regulatory region binding. Gene Ontology annotation, biological process: positive regulation of DNA-templated transcription. Lineage: Eukaryota; Viridiplantae; Streptophyta; Magnoliopsida; Fabales; Fabaceae. The coding region runs from base 543 to 1013 and encodes 156 amino acids. Gene Ontology annotation, cellular component: nucleus. The transcript has a single exon.
UUCCACUUUCUCAUUUUUCCUAUCAUAUCUCUCAAACUUUCUAAAUAGCCACUAAGAUAUUUUAUUUAUAUAUCAUAUGCUCCAUCAUUACUCUUGUGUUCAUUAACAAAACUUCUCUUUCAUUUCUUCCUCCUCUCAUAAAAAAUUCACCUUAGAAAUUGCAUAUUAAUUAAUUAAUUAAAUGUCCAACAUCUUAUUGUUAUUGUUUGAUACUCAUGUAUCCAAUUCUCAGUGAAAUUUUCUUUUCUGGGGGGUGUAUGAUCAAUUCCACUGUUAGGCGCAGGACCCAUUUAGUUCAAUCUUUCUCUGUUGCUUUCCUCUAUUGGCUUUACUACGUUUCAUGAUUGUUAAUCCCUCAUAGUUUAAACCUAUAUCAUCUAUAUCUAUAUCAUAAAAAUAAUCAAAUUUUAUAUUUCUGCAGUAUUAAUUUUUCUGAGUUUGUUAUUUAAUAUUUUCUAUAGUGUCUGGGUCCUGCUAGUGUUUUUAUCUUUGUUGUUAUUAGUAUUAAUUAUUAAGAGGGUCAAGUUAAUUAAUAUCUCAUCAUGGCUUCAUCAAGUGGAACAUCUUCAGGUUCAUCUCUACUACAAAACUCAGGUUCAGAAGAAGAUUUACAGGCUUUGAUGGAUCAAAGAAAGAGGAAGAGGAUGAUAUCGAAUCGCGAAUCGGCAAGGCGGUCUAGGAUGAGGAAACAGAAGCACUUGGAUGAUCUUGUGUCACAAGUUUCUAAGCUAAGGAAAGAGAAUCAAGAAAUACUCACAAGUGUUAACAUCACCACUCAAAAGUAUUUGAGUGUUGAAGCUGAAAAUUCAGUGUUGAGGGCUCAGAUGGGUGAAUUGAGCAACAGGUUGGAAUCUUUGAAUGAAAUUGUUGGUGCCUUGAAUUCAAGCAAUGGAGUUUUUGGAGCAUCAAAUGCUUUUGUUGAGCAAAAUAAUGGUUUCUUCUUCAACUCUUUGAAUAAUAUGUCUUAUAUGAACCAGCCUAUUAUGGCUUCUGCAGAUAUACUGCAGUACUGAGACGGAUCCGGAUUCCCUGCUGUAAAAGAAACAUGCAUUUACAUGCAAUUAACAAUCUCGAUCAUUAAUUUCAGACUAGACAGUUCAGAUUAUACAAUAUCAAAAUUAAUUUUAAAUGUGCUCUGCGAUUAACUUAAAUCAAUUGAACCGUCGAAAUUGAAAACUGUGACACAAUUAUUGCAGGGAAUCUGAUUCCAUAAUGUGAUGAGAUCUCUUGGGAAAGAUAAUUGUUGAUUUCAUUGGUUUGAGUUUGUUGAUGAGAUAUUGUAAUGACUAGUAUCAAAUGGAGAUAAUAAGGAAUAAGUGAAUUGUGUGAAUCAUAAAGUGCAAUGGUUGUUAGUUGAUGGUUCUAUGAAUGGGGUCUGUUUUAGAGACUAGUGUGAAUUGAGGCAUUGGCUAUGGCCAAUAUAUUAUUGUUGUCACCUACCAUUGCUGUAUAUUAUAACAAUAAUAAUAAUAUUGACCUAAUUCUUCAUGUAA